AGGAUCUCCGACAACUCGGAGACAUAUGACGCUAGAGGGUGAAAGCCAGAAGGAAGCCAUCGAGCCGACCAACCUUCUUUCGACCAGGAGAACCCUUAUCGGCACAUGGAAUGUCAGGACCAUGUACGAGACAGGAAAGAUGGCACAGGUAGCUGCCGAGAUGGAAAAGAACAACCUGAUCAUGUUGGGUAUCAGUGAAACCAGAUGGACACAAGUCGGACAGAGAAAACUGAAGACAGGAGAACUGUUGCUGUACUCUGGGCAUGAAGAGAAUAAUGCAACCCAUACGCAGGGAGUAGGCCUCAUGUUGUCCAAACUAGCACAGAAGGCGUUGAUUGGAUGGGAGGCACACGGCCCCAGAAUCAUCACAGCAUCCUUCAGAACCAAACACAAGAAGAUAAAACUCAACGUCAUCCAGAGUUACGCUCCAACUAAUGACUCUGAUGAAAAAGAAAAGGACCAGUUCUACAACAGACUGCAGAAAAUCGUAGAGACAUUUCGAGCCAGAGACAUUGUCAUUAUGGGAGACUUCAACGCCAAGAUCGGACCCGACAAUACAGGAUAUGAACAAGUCAUGGGGAUCCACGGGCUGGGAGUGAUGAACGAUAAUGGAGAGAGAUUUACGGAACUGUGUGCGCUCAAUAACCUGGUCAUCGGAGGCAGCAUCUUCCCUCACAAGAGGAUCCACAAAAGCACCUGGGUAUCACCAGAUAGCUUGACAGAGUACCAGAUUGACCACAUCUGCAUUUGCAAGAAGUUUAGAAGAUCCCUUCAGGACGUUAGAGUUAGAAGAGGAGCAGAUGUGGCUUCCGACCACCACCUAGUAGUAGCCAGCAUGCAGCUGAAGUUGAAGAAGAACUGGAAGGAAACAACACAGUGUAGAGUGAAGUACGAUGUCAGCCGUCUGAAAAUCUCCAGCGUCAGGGAAGAGUUUCGACUUCAGUUGAAGAACAAGUUUGAGGUGCUACAAGAACGGCACCAGGAAGAGGAAGGAAGUAGGGUGCAGAUCAGCUGGCAGGCAGUAAAAGAGACACUGAGAACAGCCUGUCAAGAAGUGGUUGGAACGAAGAAACAACAUCACAAAGAGUGGAUCACAGCUGGGACCUUGGGAAGAAUAGAAGAGAGGAAACAGAAGAAAGCGGCAGUCAAUAACAGCAGGACUAGGGCAUCAAAAGCUACGGCCAAAGAGGAAUACGCAGAAGCCCAUAGAACAGUGAAGAAGAGCAUUAGGAAGGACAAGAAAGACUUCAUAGACGGACUUGCAGCUGAAGCAGAACAGGCAGUGUACAAUGGUAACAUGAAACAGUUGUAUGACACAACUAAGAAACUAUCUGGGAAAUACAACAGGCCAGAGCGACCCGUCAAAGACAAGGAGGGAAAGGCCAUCACAGGACUAGAACAGCAGAUGAAUAGAUGGUCUGAACAUUUUGAGGAACUUCUGAACAGACCAGUACCACCAAACCCUCCAGACAUCAACCCAGCCAACGAAGAUCUCCCCAUUAACUGUGGUAAGCCGACCAGAGAAGAGAUCAGGAAGGCCAUCACCCUGAUGAAGAAUGGGAAGGCAGCUGGACCUGACGACAUACCAGCAGAAGCCCUAAAAGCAGACCUGGAAGCAUCGGUGGAGAUGCUGUACCCCCUUUUCGAGAAGAUCUGGGAGGAGGAAGAGAUACCGACUGACUGGAAGGAGGGUUACCUAGUCAAGCUUCCAAAAAAAGGGGACCUAAGUAAUUGUAACAACUACAGAGGCAUCACACUCCUGUCAGUGCCAGGCAAGGUCUUCAACUGGAUCCUCCUAGAGCGGAUGAAGGACAUCGUCGAUCCACAAUUACGAGAUGAGCAAGCAGGUUUCAGGCAGAAUCGAUCAUGCACAGACCAGAUUGCAACGCUACAUAUCAUAGUCGAGCAGUCCUUGGAGUGGAAUACACCGGUACUGUACAUUAACUUUGUCGACUAUGAGAAGGCGUUUGACAGUGUGGAUCGAGGGACCCUGUGGAAGCUCCUCCAGCACUACGGCAUCCCAGCCAAGGUGGUCAAUCUGAUCAAGAGCUCAUACGAGGGAAUAACCUGCAGAGUGAUCCAUGGAGGGCAGCUCACCAACAGCUUCCAAGUGAAGAUGGGAGUCCGACAGGAAUGCUUGUUAUCCCCGUUCCUCUUCCUCAUCGCUAUCGACUGGAUCAUGAAGACAUCCACUAGUGAACGCAGGAAUGGAAUCCAGUGGACCUUGUGGAGCCAAUUGGAAGACUUAGAGUUUGCAGACGAUCUUGCACUUCUUUCCCACAGUCAGCAGCAGAUACAAGAAAAGACAAAUGUGUUGGCAGCCACAUCAUCACAGGUUGGACUCAACAUACACACGGAGAAGACAAAGAUUAUUAAGAUCAACUCCAGCAGCAACAACCCAGUCAUCUUAAAUGGAAGUUCCCUGGAGGAGAUACAGUCCUUCACCUACCUGGGCAGCAUCAUCGACCAGCAGGGUGGAACAGAUACAGACGUCAAGGCAAGGAUCGGCAAAGCAAGAGCCGCCUUUAUCCAGCUCAAGAACAUCUGGGCUUCCAGAGAACUGACCUUGACCACCAAGAUCCGUCUGUUUAACACAAAUGUGAAGUCAGUACUGUUGUACGGGGCCGAAACCUGGAGGACAACCAAAAACACCACCCGAAGAAUCCAGACUUUCACCAACACCUGUCUCAGAAAGAUCCUCCACAUUCGCUGGCCAGACACCAUCAGUAACACUAAUCUAUGGGAAAGGACCUGCCAACAUUCAGUAGAAGUAGAAAUCUGGAAGAGAAGAUGGGGAUGGAUAGGGCACACCUUACGCAAACCGCAAACCAGCAUCACCAGACAGGCUCUCAGAUGGAACCCCCAAGGAAAGCGGAAGAGAGGCCGUCCAAGAAACACCUGGCGACGCGACCUCGAGGCAGACAUCACAAGGAUGGGCUACACCUGGAGUCAACUAGAAAGAAUGGCUCAGGACAGAAACCUCUGGAGAUCUACCUUUGGCGGCCCAUACCCAGGAAGGGGUGGAGGGCAUAAUUCAGGUUCAGGAAAGCUUGAGCCCAUGUUAGAAGCAAUUGUCAAAAGGCAGUACGAUAUGCUGAAAAUGGAAGUACUGAAGUGCUAUGGGGUCUCAGGUUCAACUCCAGGAGGAGUCAGUUCCCGAGGAGUGGAGAAUCAAAAGAGGCUUGAGCAGUCAACUGAAUAUAAAGAAAACUUAUGUGGCUUCAGUGCCUACCUGCUACCACUGAGCACCACUGAGGCAACCAAUAGAGUCAGAGAGGAAGAGGAGGGGGCAGUUGCAGAAACAGAAUGGCCACAUGAGUGUGGAAGAACACGUAUGUGCUCACAACACCAGGAGACACUUAUUGUGGAUAUGGUCUGUCAAAAUACUGCAAUUCGACUGCGUGAAAUACAGCAGCGGAUUAUAGAAGACAACAUACAUUUUGAGGGAAUAAAUAGUGUGAGUCUGUCAACAACUGACCGUGUCCUGCAACGCAACAAGAUAAGGAUGAAACAAGUUUAUCAGGUACCAUUUGAGCGAAACAGUGAAGGAAUGAAAGAGCAACGAUGUCAAUAUGUGCAAAGAAUCUUUGAGCUUGACUCAAUGGUUAGACCUCAUGAAUACAUCUUCGUGGAUGAAGCUGGAUUCAAUCUAGCAAAAAGAAGAAGAGGUCGCAACGUCAUAGGUCAACGUGCCAUUAUUGAACUGCCUGGCCAGUGCGGUGGAAAUGUAACUAUCUGUGCUGCCAUCAGCAGCUAUGGGGUUCUCCACAGUCAUCUUACUGUUGGGCCAUACAACACCGAACUUCUAGUAACAUUCCUGGAUGGUCUAUGGCAUGCUUUGCUUGAGCAGAGAGAUCGCGAGCAGGCAGAGCAUCCCAUGUAUGUUAUCAUUUGGGACAAUGCGAGCUCUCACCGUGGUCCAAGAAUACGUGAUUGGUUUCACAAUGAGCAGCAUUUUAUGAAUGUGUUUCUUCCACCAUACUCUCCCUUUUUGAACCCUAUUGAGGAGUUUUUCUCGGCAUGGAGAUGGAAAGUAUACGACCGAAACCCUUACACACAGGAAAAUCUACUUCAAGAAAUGAAUGGAGCAUGUGGUGAGAUAGGAGUGUAA
Molecule: messenger RNA, 4111 nt
Organism: Erpetoichthys calabaricus (reedfish)
Lineage: Eukaryota; Metazoa; Chordata; Cladistia; Polypteriformes; Polypteridae
Molecular function (GO): nucleic acid binding; catalytic activity
Source: RefSeq, a predicted model, not a curated record